Molecule: messenger RNA, 1453 nt
Organism: Fundulus heteroclitus (mummichog)
Lineage: Eukaryota; Metazoa; Chordata; Actinopteri; Cyprinodontiformes; Fundulidae
Product: monoacylglycerol lipase ABHD2-like
Exons: 4
Coding region: 366-893 (175 amino acids)
Biological process (GO): medium-chain fatty acid biosynthetic process; sperm capacitation; steroid hormone receptor signaling pathway
Cellular component (GO): sperm plasma membrane; sperm flagellum
Molecular function (GO): acetylesterase activity; monoacylglycerol lipase activity
Source: RefSeq, a predicted model, not a curated record
UAUGCAAAUGAGCAGAUUGUUCUAGGAAGUGGGCUGUCAGAAGCUGUGGCGUACACACUACUUCAGCGUCUGGGUCUAGCCCUGCUUUUGUUUGACCUUUUUCCCCCUUUCCUUUCACUCCCACAGGGCACGGUGCGCAUCAGACUGCUAUGCUUCAAAGACAACAUGAGCAUAUAAAAAGGCCGCUACCGUUUGACGAGCCUCUCGCCAUAAGCAGCGAGGACUUAGCCCACAUUUCCCCCAGCAGAGGUUUGACUGCAUCACUGUGAGUUGAAAGAGACGCCACUUUUUCACCUCUUCAUUUUUCUUUUUUGACUUUCGAGUCAAAUUUCAUUGGAGGCAAGUUUGAGCAUAACUCGUCAAUCAUGAGCGCCCACGAGUCGAACCUCCACACCAUCUCCCCUGAGAUGCCGGCCAUGUUUGACGGCGUGAAGCUGGCGGCCGUCGCCACGGUGCUCUACAUCAUCGUCCGCUGCUUGAACCUGAAGAGUCCCACCGCACCGCCGGACCUCAUCUACCAGGACACGGCCCUCAACCGCUUCCUGCUCAAGUCCUGCUCUCAGAUGACCAAAGAGUACAUCCCCCCAUUGCUGUGGGGUAAGAGCGGUCACCUGCAAACGGCACUGUACGGUAAACUGGGUCGGGUGAGCUCGCCUCAUCCCAGUGGGAUCAGGAAGUAUUUGCCCAUGCAGGAUGGAGCCACUGCAACAUUUGACCUCUUUGAGCCCCUGGGGGACCAUCAAACAGGAGGUGAUUCAUUUCAUCAACAUCCGAUUGUAUUAAUUAGGCUUUUAAGGCUUUUUACAGAUAACUGGCAAGAAAAAUUAGGUGAACUCUUGAAUCUUUUUGGAUUUUCUGCAUUAGCUGGACGCACAAACAUGGUUCUUCCGUAAUUAAAUUCACAGUUACAGAGCGUUUUACAUUUGGUUGUUGAACACAUCCUUUUAACAGCCAAAGCGUUUGUGGUGAUACUAAGGGAACCUUUGGUGGUAAUAAUAAAUAGUUCCUCCUCCCUUAGCAACAGACCGUCCAAACAAACACCGCUUGUGGCUGCAGAGGAGAGAUAAUCAGCAUACUUCCUUAUUGAACUACCUCUGCUCAGUGCAAAGUGUGAAGCGCUCUCCUGAGUUCAGGCUGCAGCAGCUCUUACUGGAGUCUCUGUUUUCUUUACAGCUCCUGUCUCAGACUCCACUAGCUGCGUUUCCAUCAAUGCGUUCUGUGCACAUUUUGAAGAGUCACAUUAGCAAAGGUUGAUGGAAACGGCAAAAUUCGAAAUAACUUCCUCAAUUUCACAAGAAAGUUUUGAGGUGUUUUUUGGCCUUUUCUGAUGAAGAGUUAAUUUGCUAAAUAGUUCUGACUUAGCGAACAUUUACUUCACUCGACUGAUCAGCUGUUUCCGACGCCUGCGUCUUCCCGGAUAUUCCCACAAUCCGCACAUGAUUGCAUUUCUUUC